AUGAUUUGCAGCAAACGGUUACUCUUCUCUGCCUUUUCUCUUAUAAUUAUUCUCUCGACUUCCCAAGCGUCAUCGCCAUACUAUGAUACCAGCAGCAACCUGACUCACAAUUGUAACAUCAGUCCAAUGAUAGUGUGUGUGGAUAUCAUAGCCUUGAAUCAAACCCGCGCCUGUGUUCAUCCGCAUUGCUUGAUUUAUUCCGGAGGAAAUAUCAGCUCAUGCAUGUCAUCUUUAAUCGCAUCCAACCUGACCACAGGGAAUGGGACAAGCAAUAUAACAGGCAGUAAUAACAAUACUGCAAACGCAACUACCCAGACAUGCAAUGCAACAUGGGUUUAUCCAUCCAACAACAAAACGUUCUGUUACAAUGCCACAUCCUGGAACAAGACAGUUUGUAAUCAAAACAACGUCACUUGCAAGAUCAAUUCAACGCAGUGUUCAUUAAAUUCUGUCGUAUAUCUUGGUGGAUUCUUCAAUUUAAAAGACAAAGAUGGCUACGGUAACCUUCCUGCAGCAGAGUUGGCAAUAAAUCAGAUAAAUAAUGACAACAAAACUUUACCAAAUAUAACAUUGUCUCUGGUUGCCAAACAAUCUACACAGGUAAUAUUAUUCAAGAUAAUGCAUUUAAACGUAUUAGGUUCUUGGUGGCACAGAAGUGGGUUGUAUCGUUAUCCUAAAACUGUCUGUACCAGUGUGGGUAGUACCAAUGUGAAAAUUCUGUGCUGAGUGGUUAUAUUACUACCUUAAAAAAUAUUAAGCAGAAACUCGACGUUUCGAGCGAAGGCCCUUCGACGUUUCGAGCGAAGGCCCUUCGUCAAGAGCUACUAACUCUUGACGAAGGGCCUUCGCUCGAAACGUCGAGUUUCUGCUUAAUCUUUUUUAAGGUAGUAAUAUAACCACUCAGCACAGCAUUUUUGUAUGGUAAUAUGUUACAUGCAUAUGAGUUAGACUAGGCUAUUUGGGUUAGAGGUAGCGUUGUGAUUUGGGUUAGAGCUAGCGUUGUGAUUUGGGUGCAAUACAAGUUAAUGGGUUAACUAAACACUCGCAUAUGCAGAACGCCAGCGAGUUCCACUUGCCGUGUAAAAUCAUCUGGCGUGUAUACAGUAAGACAGAGUAAAAUAAUAAAGUAGGGCGCAUUACUAAAAUCACUACCACAACAUUACAACCCUACAGUUGCAAAGAACUUUCCUAGUUUGGCAAUCUGCAAAAGUAUUGAGGCAGCUGGUGCCUUCCUCUUCUACAGCCCAUCUCCAUACUUCCAUAGCAUGUACUAAAUGCUGAGAUGGUUUAAUAGUUCUAGUCUUGUUAUAAAUAAUUGGUGAUGGAUAUUUUUUGAAGGGUUUUGUAGAUGGAAAUUACCGAGAGAGUAAAUUUAUAUACAUUUCAUUAGACCUAACAAGAAACAGCUGUGAAAAACUAUAGAUGUGAAAAACUAUCACAGAGCUGCAGGUUUUAUUCCUGUCAGGGAUCUGUAGUUGCAUUUUUCGCAGCUGUUCCUGGUCAAGUCUAAUAAAUGUAUAUAAAUUUACCAUCGAUAAUUUCCAUCUACAAAAUCCUUCAACUUUUAUUGAAUCGAGUGAAAUACCAAAAAAAUCUUGAUGGAUAUUUUUAGAGUUUGCUCAGCUAUGGUACCCAGGUGUUGUACAACUAUCUUCACUCUGCUCCAACCAAGUUGAUGUUGUUGCUGCCUCAGGAAAACGACAUUGCAAGAACAGUUGCUGCUUAUGCUGGAUUAAAACAAUGGGGAACUUUACAGGUAAUAUAAUGAGUUAUAGAUACAGUAUAUGCAUGAGAGGACUGGAUCAAAAUGCAGGAACUUUAAAUCUAAUCCAGUCCGAACUGGAGGUUUUGAAAUGACAUCUCAUGCGAAUAAAUCAAUACCGGUACUUAAAGUGUGGUGAAUUAAUAAAAUUUCCUAGGACUGGAUCAAUAUACAGUACUUGAGGUAACCAGUAUUAUCAUGUGAGCGGGAUAGAGCAAUAUUGUUGGCUAAUAUAUACUCAUGAAUUAUUAAUGAGUUUGAGAUAACAUGAUAACAACCGGGGAGGGAGACAUGUGACACUGAUACUACCUUUGUUCUCCAGUUAAACCAAUUAAGACAGGAAUACCGAAGUUGCCACACUUUAAGCCAACAACCCGGUAUACGAAGCGAUAUAUUGUACAACAAUUGAACACAACUUGUUUUGUUUCAGUUUUCCUAUGGAACAAAGGACAACAGUCUGGCGUCAAAUAAGAAACUAUUUCCACGUUUCUUUCGUCUCAAUCCUCUCACAAUUACAUACAACCGCUUACGUGCAGAGUUCGUGAAGUCAUUCCCAAACUGGAGUCUUGAUGUUGGUCUGUUAUACUAUGCAGAUACGUAUUAUCGGGAGGUAGGAUUCAUUUUUGUUCAGAGUUACGUAAUAAUUAUUAAAAGUAAAUGUAUUGCACUUUAAAUUACAAAAAUCGAAAUUUCACAGAUUGCAAAAAAUCUAAGCUAUUUAAUUUAAGGACGUCGUAACACUACCCCUUAUACGGGAUGGAUGGAUUCGUUUUGCCCAAUAAAACUGCGUACUUAAUAGUUUUUAAUGUUUCGCUCAUUACAUAUGUUAAUAUACAAUCAGAAAAUAACGCAAUUACGAAUACCAUUAAACAAGCAGAAUUAUAUUUUACACAACGUGAUUCUUUUGUUGUUUUACCAUCAUACUUAUUUCAUGAUUAUACGAGAGAUCAAGAAUUAGAUUAUUUGAAAAAGAUGAACCCGUAUCACCCUCUAAUGCGUGUUUUCAUUCGAUUCACCUCAGCAAUAGAGGAAAAUGACCUCUGUGGAGGAAAGAAGGUACACAGUGCUUAUUUUUCGAUGCGUGUUCCUUCCUGAGGCCUAGCUGCCUUUCAUCCCAUGUAUUCAUGAGUUGCAACUUCAAAAGUAAUACCUCUGCAUGUUGUGAUUUAUGUCAGGUGAAUGAUGAUCUGAAUGAAAGAUUAAAAGCCAAAGGAAUUAAAGUUGUUGCAAAUGUUGGUUUCAAAUCGGACCCUGCUGAAGCACUUUAUAUAUUGAAGGUAAAAUCUCUCAUUACUCAACUUGCAUUACAACCAAAGUAAUAGCUUAGGGAAAACAUUUGUUUUCAUCAGCGCAAAUCACUGCAGCUUCAUUGCGUUCUGUUCGAUUUUAGAGGGGGGUGCGUUUGCUUUCAUAAAAAAAUAAAGUUAUAUUCUGUGGCAACCAUCCUAGCAAAAAUACACUUUGAGGCAUUUUGAUCACUGGAGUAUACGGCACAGUCUGGUGUUUGUGGAAGAAGCGUAAUCUUGAAUUUUACCGAAUAUUUUAUCGCUUCAUUUCAGGAAAAGAAUGCCCACAUAAUUCUGACAACUUUUCCUUACUGGUAUGGGAAGAAAAUGUUUUGUAAGGUAACUUACUGAUAUGCUCGAUUAAUAACUAAAUAAUAUGUUUACUAUACGUACAGUAUAUACUGUGUACCUCAGCGUCUAUAAGAACAAAACAGAUAAGAUAAGAUCACUUUAAUUAUGCCUCUCUGGGCAACUCAUGCAUAAUGAUAAAGAGUGAAAUCAGGCAGCUUUAGUUGUCACCUCUCCACAGCUGCAGUUGUCAAAUAUGUGAACGGUUUUUCCCACAUGACGAAAAGGUGCUAUACGUGUACUAAACAUAUAGAUAGAUCAUACACAACACAAAAAACGAAAUCCAAACUUAGUACCGUUGUUUUGAUACAUCUCUUUAAAUUAAAUCAACUUGAUUUACGGGAUUGGGGGGGGUAGUUUAAGUCACAGGGAAUGAAUUUUGGAUAUCUGAGACGGAAUUUCCUGCAUUGUAAAGGUACUUGGUUUUAAUUAAUCACUUUUUAACAAUGUCAAAAUAUUGAUUUCAGAAUACUUGACAAUUUAAUUCAGCGGGAGACAUAUUUACACAGAGCUCUAUAGAUGCGUGUAAGAUACGCAACACCGUAUGAUGACACUUUUCCACUCUCCUUCCUAAUUUUUCAUCGAAUUUGAACGAAUCUAAAACUACACUCUGUGAAACAUUGGCGGCGACUCCCGCCCAUAACUGCAUGCACAGUACGUAUAAAAUUCGGUCAGCGGCUAGUUUCCCCAUUCUGUCAACGAAAAAUGAAAAGUAUAAUUAUUUCCAUUUGUUUUAGGCAUUUCAGCUUGGCAUGUAUGGUCCACAUUACGUGUGGAUUACAUUCACUUUAUUGCCUUUCAAAUUUUGGACUCCAAACGCAAAUGACAAUCUCGAGUGUAGUGAAGAUGAAAUGACUUGUAUUGUUGAAAAUCAUUUCUCAUUUUAUGGAGCCUCAAUUUAUAGACCAAGCAAUCUACUCAAUAGUGAGGUCAGUGAUAGUUUGAAAUGGUGCCGGUAGCAAUGGUUCAAAACGCGAGCACUGUAGGAGAUUCAACUGCACACGUAACUUGUUAACAAGAUCUGAUCGCAACAGAAGCGUAAGCAAGCUUGUCAACAAGUUGUAAUAAUGCUGUUAUUUGUUGGAACAAUUUGUUACAAGUCUGUUGAAUUCAACAACCUUGUAGUAAGUUAUCAACAAGCCGUUGAUAACUUGUCAACAAGGUGGGAACCAGCAGUAUGAACACGUCCUAUUGACAAGUUGUUGGACAGCAUUGCUACAAGUCUGCUGCAGGUUUGUUGCAACUUGUGCGUUGUGUGUACCUGAACAAUACAAAAACGACAUUUCGAGCGAAGGUCCUUUGUGUAAAAGUUUCUUUACUGACUUCCAGACGUUGCAGUACUUUUUGCAUUUUUCAUGUAGUUGAAUCUUCUGCAUGUUCUCGCCAGGUACUCUCUCUUCGUUAAGUCACAAUAUUAGUAUCUGGAGUACUGGUGCUUGAGCGGUGACGUCACACGUCCUCACAUGCUUGACAACGACAGGCACUAGGAUGGAACAUAUUGUACAAUAUAUUACUGAAACGACAAUAUUCAAUCUUAGCGUGACAGUGUCAAUGCUUGACUGAGAUUGUAGUUUUGAUGAACUUUUAAUAUUAAAAUCUUACACUUUGGGAAGUGACAAAUCCUAACCAUUAUUGCUUUUGCAUAAGUCAAGUAAUGUAAUGUAGUGGGUGUAAAUGUGACAAAUUCAUUAAACUAUAAACUUAGGUAUAUAGAUUAUCAGACACACUGUAUAUAUUGUAUAUUAUCAACACUAAUUGAUCAACCAUGGAAUCACUACAAUCGAUACCAAGUAGUUUUCAUUUUAAACUUCUAGUCAAAUGUGACAUUCUCCCAGAUAUACAACGAUCUGGUGAACUCAAGCAAGAACAGAACAAGUGUAGCACCUUAUGCUUAUGAUGCGAUAUGGACUAUGGCAGACAUCUUAGAACGAGCUCGUCCUGUACUGGAGAAGAAAGGCAAAGUUUUAAAUAACUUGAGUUAUAGCGAGGAAACUGAAUUGCUGGAAAAACUCGCUUAUGAAACUGAUUUUAAUGGAGUUACAGUAAGAAAUACAGAUGAUUUUUCUUCUUAGAAUUUUAUAUUUUAAUCUUACUCUGUCCCUAAAAACAAAUGCAAGGACAGCCAAGGUCCAGGUUGGGCAGGAAAAUUUUGUGGUCUUGUUUUUGUUGUAUACAUUUCUCAAUACAACAAUACACGUCACAGAACAAACAAUUCUCGUUUAGGGUCGGGUCAGAUUUUAUGACAAUGGCAACCGAAAAUUUUCAAUGGACGUCCUUCAAGUUCGUAGAAGUAAGUAGAAUGAAACGUAUCAAUGUUGAUAUCUGCAUGUACAUAAUGACGAUAUUUCCAGCAUUGUUAAACUGAUAUCGAUGAUAUUGGUCCUUUUGAUUCUGUAGAUGGUGUUGGUUACUAUGCCGGAAGCUAUGACGAAGACAAAGAUCAUUAUGAUCAUAAAAACCAAAUUUUGUGGCAAGGAUUUAAAGAAUCCCAGGGUCAGUAAUAAUUUUGAGACUUAUAUUUAUACCGCAUUCCAACCUAGACGUAUCCUGGUUCCAGAGCUCUUAAUGAACCGCGAGGUAACGCCAAGACACUGGAAAAAUUGAAACACCAUACUGUGAAGAUUUUGUAGAAAUUACCUAAAAAAGUUUGGAAAUUAAAUUUCCAAUGUUUUGCACACUUCCAUAAUAUGGAAAUUUUCUAUGGAGUCUUAUUACCCUUGCUGUCAUCCCCCGCCCACAGCGUAUGGCCAUGAAAGAUUAUUUCUAGGUUAACCGUGAAAUUGUAAUGACAGUGUUUUUAGAAUGUACAAACGUCUUCAUUCAUAGGAGGAUGGCCAUACCAAAGAACAACUACCACGUCCAAAUGGCGAUACAUUGAACUUGGUCUCUUCAUUGCGUGGUGUGUCCUGGCAGCUCUAGGAAUGAUCUACGCUAUCUUCUGCUUGGCGUUUGUCAUUAUAUAUCGAAGAGAAAGGUAAAGAUACUGAUUGGGUGAAUAAAUCAAAUAUUAAACUCUGCGAAAUUUAAUAUAUGUUUGUUUGGUGACAUUCUAGUCGAUUUAUUAUACUGUGCUCAGAACUCUUUAAAGAGAUUGGAGCUGCUUUCUGGAAAGCUACUGUACAUGCCAAAAAAAAUUUUGACUAUCGAGAUUAACGCCCGUAUUCUAAAAGCACACUCAAACUCAAUGAGUGGAGGUUCAAUCUAAGCUUCUCUUGCGUGUCAAUGCUGUUUUUAAAUAGCCGAAGGGUUAGUAUCCUACCUUACUAUGUGACUACUCACCCUCCAGCUAUUAAAAAACAGCAUUGACACUCAAGAGAAGCUUAGAUUGAACCUCCACUCAUUGAGUUUCAGUGUGAGUGAGCUUUUAGAAUAUAUAUACGGGCGUAAGUCUUGGUGACACGUAUUGUACCUUAGGAAGUCCGUACGACUUAGCAGCAGUCGUUAUGCAAUUCACAAAUUGCUCUUCAUUCAUGCAAGAAACGUUCUCUGCAUACUUAAAUAUUUGUUGUUUUGUACAUCAGGUCAAUCAAGUACUCCUCUCCUACGAUCAACAUGUUCAUAAUUCUUGGUUGUUUGCUCAACUUUGUCGCUGUCGUAUUGUAUGGAGUAGAUUAUCAACGAGCAAAUGAAUCGAGAAUGACCAUCAUAUGUAAGGUAUGUUAUUGCAGGAACAAUAGCUAUUCAAAACUAUGGCCCAAGGCUUCACAGUAAUUUUAAAAUAUAAAUGAAAAAUACUUUUAUUAAUUCGGAAAUGUUGCUGAAUAGUUUCUCCACGUUUUUAAUUUCUUCUCCUGUUUUCAUAAUCCUGGAAAGCCACACAGUUGUCUGUAGAGGAAUGUGAUGUUUUCAUAAUCCUGGAAAGCCACACAGUUGUCUGUAGAGGAAUGUGAUGUUUUCAUAAUCCUGGAAAGCCAUACAGUUGUCUGUAGAGGAAUGUGAAUGUUUCCCAGGGCAGCGAGAAUAGAGGCAGGUUCGAUUCCUGCCAAUAACUAGUUUUAUUUUUCGCCAUCUCUCUUGGUUUAAUGUAUAAAAUUCACACUCGAAAUUUGCAUCUACAAAACUCAUCUGCAAAUAAACAUUUUAAACCAUAUCCGCUCAGAUACUGAGACACCCACUCAGUGACCAUUACUGUUUUAAUAUCUCAUUACUUUUCAACUUAGUGUAGAAUUCUCGAGAAUGAGAAAAGAAUUCUCUUGAGAGUGCUGACACCCGCUUGCCAACUCUAGUGUUUCAUGAUCGUUUCGUAAGUGUAAAUGUCCAUUGAAAGGUUUUUCAACUUGAUGAUUGCAGGCUCGUGUUUGGAUAUUCUCUCUUGGUUUUACGUUUUGCAUUGGAGGAUUAUGGGUGAAAGUGUGGACAUUAUAUCAAAUUUUGAUUGAAAGGAAAGUUUAUAGAAAGGUAAUUUGAAUCGACGGGGGGGGGGGGGGGACUUCUAAUCCCCAGAACAAAAUUCUAUUUUCAGGGUCUGCGAAACACUAUUUCAUGCAUUUUAGACACGUUUUAUGAUCAUCUGAAAGCCUCAGAAAUUUGGUAUAUUUCAUCAGCGUCAUAGCUAAAAACAUUAAGAGGCUGCGCCCACCAGUUUCUCCUCAAUUUUGAAAGAAUUGAAGAAGGGGGUCCGGACCCCCAUCCCCCCGUGGCUAUACACUUCUGGGCAUUGCCUAUUAGAUAAUUAGAGAAAUUUGUGGCACCUAUCUGACACAACAAAAUGUUCAACGUUUUUGACAUAUGUAAUAUAUACUGUACGUGAAGAGGCAGUUUAUAGAAUUUUUGAAAAUUGCCACAUGACAAUGUAUGUGUGUUUUACAACCGAAACUUAUACCAAGCUGUUUCGUUGGUAUAUAAAUAUAUUUCUUAGAAUUAACAAACUGAUAAUGCAACUGUAUAUUUCAGAGAAAGAUGGAAUAUUGGAUGUUUGGUAUCGUCAUGGUAUUUUUUGUAAUUGACGUUAUUUAUUUAACAAUAUGGACCGUCAUUGAUGGACUGUAUCGAAGUUUCGAAACUGUCACAGAUCAACCUGAAUAUCAGUGUUUCCAGGUGAGAUUUAUAACUUUCUUUCUUAAAGACCAUGUCAAGUCCCUAAUGUAAACAAAUCCUUUGUCUACAUUUUGAACUGCUAUAUUUGUAAAAUAAGACAUACUUAACUGAAUAUCUAACACUUUUCUGGUUCACAAUUGUAAAUGAAUAUAAACUAGAGUACGUUUCAAUUCAAAAAAGUUCGAAAGAUGCAAAUUUGAGUAAUGUUUAUAUCUGUGGGUCCCCAUUUGUUAUGAGCAGAACUGAUGCGCAGAACGGACUUGACAUGGUCUUUGAAAUAAACAGAGUGUUGUUGACACUAUGCUUUGUGUAUGGCGCUAAAGGGGGGGGGGGGGGGGGGGGGGGGGGGGGUGCGGGUAUAACACCCCCAGUCGUCAGGUAGUCGGCAAAAUAUCGAAUCCCAGUCUGCAAAACAUGAAUUUGGAUAGGAAGAAAAAAUAUUUGAUUGACACCGAUUAACAAUUAAGAAUGAUAGCUAAAUUGUGGGGAAAUGAACGAAAGAAAUUAGGGAAAAUUGGAACGAAGAACGAUGGUUAAACACAAAAUAAGAUUGAGAAGAGGUCUCGCCUCUAUGACUGGCCUUCGAUUAUUGUUGUAUUUCCAAUAAGAAUCGUAGCCAUGGGAAGAAUGGGGGUUCGUUCGCCACUUUUCUUCAAGAUCAAUUUUGUAAUUCUUUCAAAACUGAGAAGAAACUGGGUGCGGGGUAGUAACCUAUUAACGUUUUCAUCUACAACAUGAAAUAUAUCAAAUCUGUGGCUUUUAGAUUAUUAUAAAACGUGUCUAAAAUGCAUGAAAUAGCUUUUCGCAGACCUUAAAAGUAGAAAAAAAAGUCCAUCGUCCCCCGGCCGGCCAGACGAUUACACAUAUCUGGGGCUGGCUACGCCCCUGUUUCCAUAUCGCCUCACUCGCAUGGGAGCGCUUCUGUGAAACAGGCAAACACCGCAGGUUUUGAAUGGAUCUUAAUGUAUUUCUAGGCGCCGCCGCCCCAGUCUGGUUUGCGAUGUUGGGCUCCGGCAGCGAACAUGUAAUGAUUUUUUAAAACAUCUCAAAAAGGGGCACCUUUGCCCCCAUGUAGUGACACAACCAUAGUGACAACUGUCAUGUAUAAAUAAAUCAGUUGAGAUUAGUUUUCCUCUUGUACUAACACUGCGCCAAGACAGAGAGGAGCUUACUAGUACGAAUAAAGAUUUUGUAGCAAUAAAUCGUGUCAAAUCUUUUUGGUUAUCUUGUAUUUUAGAAGUUAUCUGGUAAUCCGUUUAUCGCGACAAUCUGGUACAUCGAGAUCUGUGAUUGUGAGAACCUGGCUCUGUGGUCGGCUAUCUUCUUAACGUACAAAAUUCUAAUCUUGUUAUUUGGUGCUUACAUGUCAUGGAAAGUGCGCAAAGUUUACACUCGUAAGCUCGUGGAUGCUCAAUAUUGUGCGACAUUACUGCUUCUUGCUGUCCCGUGCUGUGUUCUUGCUUUGAUAUUCGCCUACACAUUAAGAUUGCAUCCAACGCCACAUUACGGCAUGCUGGGAAUUAUCAUCAUUAUCUAUACCUACAUCGUGCUUGGAUUCCUGUAUGGACACAAGGUACGUCGACAACUACUGUACAUCUUGGCCGCCGAGAGGGGGGGGGGGGCAAGGGAGCUCCGCUCGCUUUGCCCCUGGUCCCCAGCUCAAACGCAAUGAAGGUCCUUAAAAGCCCCCAAAGCAAUGAAGGUCCUUAAAAUUUCUUGAUACAAAAUUGCUUAACUGAGAAGUGAAUCCUAGCUGCGUUAGUACUGGAUACUAAAGUGUAAUAUACAGUACUGUAUGUGAAACACGGCUUCUCCUAUUUUACAAUUAUGAUGUCAUAGGGCCGCCCUGGGAAAGUUUUGCCCCUACUCCUGCACAACUUCUCGGCCGCCCUGUCAUUACUGAUAAAUGGUCUCACAUAAAAUCAUUGUCAAUCAUAGUAUACAACUGAUAGAGCUAUCUAGCAAAGAUCAGGGCAUCCACACUGGACAGAACUAAUUGUUGAAGCGUUUGUUGAAUGGUGAUUUCGACACUCGAACUUUUCAACCCAAUUCACACUCGACAUUUUCCAUCUACAAUCCUUGAACAAUAGUCAUAUUUAAUAAAGGUAAAGUUAGUGUAGUUUUAAUGUUCCGUUGAUUUCUAAUUUCUGAUUGAUGUUUUGUUUUUAGAUAAUAAAUAUCUUCUGCUGUCCUCGCAACAUGAUCAAAGUGCGCAGUAAAGAUGACAGUGGGAAUACGAAAUGUUGCUCUGGUGUUAUUGCGGCAUGUUGUGCUCCUAUAGCUGCAUGUUUGGCAGCAGGAUGUUGCUGUAUAUGUUAUCCACUGAGCUGCUGCAAGGUACUAUGGGACGCCUUACUACGUGGACCAAGGAAAGACCGCGGAUCGUUUGUAAAGCAGAAUGAAAAGCUGGAUUAUCAGAUUGGCGAUAUGCCUGCUGAUAGAGAGAGACAGAUCAUUAUUUUGCAAAAGGAAGUAGAGAAGGUACUUUAAGAUAUUUUUUUAAAAUAGUAUUCUGUAUAUUACCAGGCCACUCCAAAUUAGACUUUAGUUUCCCGUCCGCCGCCCUCGUCUCCAAGAAGAGACCGUGUUGUUUUGUAACCUUUUGGGAUUGCGCACAGAAAAUAUUUAAAUGAUGACUUCUUACGACCAUUAUUGAUAUUAAAAUCCUGAUCUCUGGAAUAUGGAAAUAUAAUUAUAAAAUAUAAUUAUAAAAGAUUUGCUCAUUUUUUGUUGCCAUGAUCUCAAGCUAUGACUUAUAAAAAUGUUUAUUGUAGUGAAUACUGCAAGCAUUCUUUACAUUGGCCUAUCCUGAUUUCAGAUGAUGACAGAAUUAUAGCAUUACGUUUUUGUAUUCAUGAUAAUGAAUAAUGAAAAUAGACGCCCCCCCCCAUGAAUUUGACUGCACGGAAACAAAAGGUUUUUGUCCACGUGGCAUUCGCCAGUCAAUUGAAUAUUUCUUUUCUUUCCACCCUGGUCUUCAGCAAGAAGUAGAGUUGCUCAUCCGGAGUUUCUAAUGAGAUAACCAUUCCUCAUCUUCAGAAAAGGUCAAAUAGACUCAUACGGAAACCUGUAGUAUUAGCAUUUCUAUAGCGCAAAUUCACAUGUGAAUAUGAUCGUUGACUGACUAUGGAACCCACAAUCUCAGAGGUGAAAGGCGCUGACGACUGCGCCACCGAAGCCUCAUUAUUACCAAUAAACUCAUGGUUCUACUACAUGAUCUCUGGAUAAGUUCUAGAUAAAUGCGGCAAAGAAAAAAUCAUUAUUACCAAUAAACUCAUGGUUCUACUACAUGAUCUCUGGAUAAGUUCUAGAUAAAUGCGGCAAAGAAAAAAGUCAAUCCUGUCUUUUUUUGGAUUACAAUCUUAGGUGUCGCAACGCAUUUCUCGGAAAGUAUUUCUCGAAAAAGGGAACUUAAUUAUUAUUUUUUGUUAUAUUGUAGCGAGAAGAAGAGUUGAAGCGGUUACGUCGUAAUCAUCGAGCAACUUUGGCCGCAAAAGAAACACAGACGAUGGAUUACUUUCAUACAAAUGGCGGCGGUCACUUUGAAUCCUCUGAUGGUCCAGGUCAUGUUAACGAUGGUUUUAUGGAAGAGAACAACGACAAUAAACGCGGCACUGGUAGACAGAAUUUUAAUCGUUUUAAAGUGUAUCACAGAAAGUUAGAUUUCUCUCAUGUUGGGAGCAAGGUAUGUAUCAAGUGUCCGGGGGUAUAUUUCUUUUUCCUAUUUGUCAUUACCAUUCCUAAUGUACUGUUUGGGUUUAUAAAACCAAAACUCCAGGGGACGGUUGUUCAAAGCUGGAUUAGUGCCAAACCUGGGUUAAAAUUUAACCUGCAGACGUGCUGUUUUGAUUCAUGUAUUCCCCUGCGCGUUGUUUAUUUCAAAACUUCAGAGAAGAAAACCCCUACUAACCCAGACAAUAUUUCUGAAGAAAUAUUUCCAAAUUUUUAAACAAGUUGUUAGGAAGUUUGCUUAGAAUUGCAAGUUAACCACAUAGGGUAAAGCUAAUUGACUUCGGACUAGUCCCAGAUCGCAGCUCUGUAACGUAGUCCUUUUUAUGCAGACAUUAACCCAAAUGAAUCGAUGUUUGUAGGUCGACAGUGGACUAGAGAACAGAAAUCCCAACAAAAGAGAUGGCUUUCCCGUUUCAGAAAGUGGCUGUGAUGAACCACGGCGUGGAUCUGAUGAUUCAGAGAUCUUAUUGCUUCAAAAAACCCUAUCUGAUGUGAGUAUAUACCGGCGAAUACAUUUAUAUAAUUGCAUAAUCAACGAUAUACGAUAUGUCAAUUUACUUUCUCAAAAAGUGUUCAUCUGAGUUUAAAAUCUCAAUGUUGAAGGGUUUUGUAGAGGAAAAUUCCGAGUGUAAAUUUUAUACAUUUAUUAGACCUAACCCCUCUGGCAGGAAUCAAACCUGCGGCCCUUAUAUUGGCAUCACUUUAGUAUUUAUACAAGAACGUGUGGUUAGAGCUCGACAACUGUCUAUCUGUAGCUCAGUUGGUUAGAGCGCUGCAUCGGAAUCGCAGGCCGCAGCUUCAACUCCUGCCAGAUGACCUAUAGUUUCCAUCAACAAUUAGUUUUAUCGAGUGAGAUGCCCCAAAUCCUGAUAUUUACCCAUAAAUCUUAAAUCUCACAAUUAUAUUUCAGCGUGAUAAAGAGCUGGCUCAACUCAGAGCGUAUCUUGGUAUGGAGCCGUCUUCAAGUACUGAGUUGUCAAGUAAAAUUGGAAACUUGGCCAGUAUUGGAGAGGUAGAGCCAGGUUUUACAUUUUUAGUCAUAUUUUAAUCACAACUGUGUAGGUGUAUUUUUUCUGGCUGGUAAAACACCCUGCAGUCUUGAUAAUAGAGGGAUUCAGAUUUCACUUCCACUACUUAAGGGACCAUUAACCAAUCAGAUGCGUUUGAUAUAUCCGAUUAACCAACAGAUACGUACUAAGCUAGUGAGAGGAAGCGGUGGUGGAAGUCAAAUCUAAACCUCUCUAAUAUCUUCAACUUUGUGUUUAAAUCAUUAUAAAAACUUUAUUUGGCUUGACAGAGUUAAGAUUAUGUUCACGUUGCGGCUACGAUGGCACGAAAUAAAACUGACCAAUUUGGGAAAGGGACACAAACUAAAUAGGCACUUCUACGUUUCCACUUUUGCAGUAUUACAAUAAAGAUUUGUGAGGAUUAAGAAUAAACGAAUUUCUUAAUUUUGUUUAGGAACGGGACUUGCAUACACCCACUGAGAGUGAAGCUCCGAACAGAAAUGUUAGUUCUGUUGCCAUAACGAUACGAAGCAGUGAUUCCGAUGGAGACAGCAAACAAACAGGAAGUGACACCAGCAAUGAUGAAGUUCCUUCUGAUGUCAACGAGCAAACUGUGGAAUUACUUGGAGAGACCAAGACGGCAGCGGAUCAGGAGGUACAAAUGGGGAUAUCCCCAGAUCCACAACCAGCAGAACAGGAAGUACCAGAAAGUUCUGGCGUGGAAAAUAACCAGGAAGAAAAAAAGAAAGCAAAGUCAAAAGUUCUGAGUUCUGCUUACGGUGGCUCCCUGGCUUAUGUCUCACAUUAUAAUGCUAAAGGUAGUGGUGGAAAGUUCAAGAAGAAAGUUCGACAGUUGAAUUCAUUUGGUAUAUUUGCAAGAAAACCUACGAGUGACGAUAAUACACCUAACGUUCAAACUAAUAACACCAGCAGUGUUCCUGCUGUAAACAUAGAUCAAACAUCCAAUGACAGUCAAGCGAAUCUUGGUAACAGAGAUAAGGUGACACUUGGUGAAAAAUCUAAAAAUGACGUGGACGUAGACAACCCAAAAAAUAACACUUCUGGUGAUAAUGGUCAAAAAUCCAAAAGUAAUGUUAAGAUAUUUAAUGCACCAACGAACUGGGCACACGUGAAGUCUCGUCUCUUUGAUGCAAACACUCAAAACACGCUUAAGGCUUCACCAAACACUCAAAACACGCUUAAGGCUUCACCAAACACGAGACGAAAGUCUAAAGUUGGAGUUGACGAUGAUGGUGACCAGAAGACUGGCGAUGAUGAGAAAAUCAGAAAUGCUGUGAAAAUCUUCAACUCUCCGUCUGAUUACUCUCGUGUGAAAUCUCGUUUGUUUGAUCCUAACGCCAGUGGAAGUCAAACAUAUCUCAAACCUUCACCAAACACAAGACGAAGAUCUAAAGUUGGUAUUGAAGAUGAUGGUGAUGUCAAACCCGGAGAAAACACUUCUGCUGAAGGAGAAAAACGAAAUGGCGUGAAGAUUUUUAACUCAUCAUCAGAUUAUUCUCAUGUUAAAUCACGUUUAUUUGAUGCCAAUGCAAAUCAAGUUAAUUCUGAGAAUCUACUCAAACCAUCACCAAACGUUCGUAGAAAAUCUAAAGUCGGCAUUGAGGAUGAUGGAGAUAUCAGCAGUGAUGAAUUAUCAGGAAGGCGAGGAAGUGUGAAGAUUUUUAACGCUUCAUCGGAUUAUUCUCACGUGAAGUCAAGAUUGUUUGAUGAUGGCUCAUCUAGCAGACGGUCGUCUCAAGUCAACUCACAAGAUCUUGACGCAGUAAAUGGAACUGAACCAGGGCAAGGCAAGGAGAAUCAAGUUUCCAAAAGCCGCACUGAUGUCAAGAUAUUUAACGCUCCAUCUGAUUACUCUCAUGUCAAAUCGCGUCUUAAUGAUUCCUCAAAUAAAGCUGAGAAUAAAUUUAAGAGUAAAGUUCAAGAAAUAAGUGCAUUUGACGCACUCAAGAAUAAAAGUACGAAUGUGAGUGAAGAGGGGAACACGGACAACAAGGAAACUUCCACUACUGUUUGA
Molecule: messenger RNA, 15207 nt
Organism: Paramuricea clavata
Lineage: Eukaryota; Metazoa; Cnidaria; Anthozoa; Malacalcyonacea; Plexauridae
Source: the annotation of a GenBank genome assembly